Molecule: messenger RNA, 1811 nt
Organism: Hemibagrus wyckioides
Lineage: Eukaryota; Metazoa; Chordata; Actinopteri; Siluriformes; Bagridae
Gene: ptp4a3b
Product: protein tyrosine phosphatase 4A3b
Exons: 6
Coding region: 728-1249 (173 amino acids)
Biological process (GO): protein dephosphorylation
Cellular component (GO): nucleus
Molecular function (GO): protein tyrosine phosphatase activity
Source: RefSeq, a predicted model, not a curated record
AUUAGCAGCGCGCGCUGUCAGUGUCAUAUGCGCGAAUAGGGCAGCUCGGACCGGUUCAGGGCAGAAGCGCGCGCGCGCACCCGCUCAUUCCUCACUGCAGCUGACAAGAAGGUAAACGCGCUGGCGCUGAGGGGAAACACGAGCUGAUUUUACUCUGACAUUUCGCUUUAGCACUUUCCUUUGACGUGGGAAUUCCUUAUAAAGACACCUGUGCUGGCGCCACUCGGAUCGCCACUCUUUUGGAGCGUUUUCUCCGUUUUCUGUAUCGAGAAGCUAAUACAGCUUUUUUCCUUGUCCCAUUAAAUGUUGAUGGAGUUCCUGCAGGGCAGCGGUGACUACUGCCACGCCCAACAUUAUAAAGCCUGAACCCAGGUGACACGGUCCUGCUUCUGCCUGCUGAACAGAAACUCCUUCACUGCCUGGCUCACUCUGGCCCUGCUGACUCCUGAUUUCACCAAGCACCAGAUGGGUUAAGGAGAGCUGUGGCUCAGGGCUCUUGGACAGUGCUCCACCCUGCUCCUGCCCAUGUCUGAUUCUAGAAACGUUUCAGAGAAACAGGCAACUGUUUUCAUUUAUACUGAUAGAUAGCAGGAACCUCCUGAGGUGUUCCUGUGUGACAGUAGAGGAAGAGUAGCACUGUCAAUCAAACAGAUAGUGUACGGCUGCUAGUGGGUGUGUUUUACCCACAGGACGCUGGCUUAGCCCACAGUUUGGCCGGCUCUCAGACAUGGCCAGGAUGAACCGACCGGCCCCUGUUGAAGUCAGCUACAAAAACAUGCGCUUUCUGAUCACACACAAUCCCACCAAUGCCACUCUGAGCUCCUUCAUAGAGGAUCUGAAGAAGUAUGGUGCGACCACAGUGGUGCGAGUGUGUGAAGUAACAUAUGACAAGACACCACUGGAGAAAGAUGGCAUCACGGUCAUGGACUGGCCAUUUGAUGAUGGAGCCCCUCCUCCCACAAAGAUUGUGGACGACUGGCUUUCACUGCUGAAGCAUAAGUUUUGUGAGGACCCCGGGAGCUGUGUGGCUGUGCACUGUGUAGCUGGACUUGGUCGAGCUCCAGUUCUGGUGGCGCUGGCACUGAUAGAAAGUGGAAUGAAGUAUGAAGAUGCCAUUCAAUUCAUCAGACAAAAACGUCGGGGUGCCAUAAACAGCAAGCAGCUGACCUAUCUAGAGAAGUACAGGCCUAAGCAAAGACUGCGCUUUAAAGACCCACACAACCACAAGAACAAGUGCUGCCUCAUGUGAGCGAGUCUCUGCCCAUCUGCCACUGAAGGAAUGAAUUUAUAAUGUGUGGACUAAACAGGACUGAUGCCACAAACCCAAUGCAUUUGGAUUGUUUAACUUUUACUACAUGGGAGGACUUGACCCUUCCUUAAUCUGUGUGAGACCCCUAAGUGUAAGGGCUUCGUGAACUCAGGGCUGUGAAAGACAAGCCUCUUGCUAUUUGUCUUGAUCCUAAGUGUCUCACAAAUGGUGUUACAUGUAUAUUUUCAAAUACACACACACUCACUAACACACACAAUACAUGCAGUAUAUAAACAACCAGCAAGAUCUGCAGCACACACUCCAAAGAUAAUCUACUGCUCCCUUUGGCAGGAAAACAUUAAUUCACUUUUUGAACAAAAUUGCUUGUUUAUAUCUUAUUAAUCAUGUACAGUUUUCUCCUCUUUUGAUUUCAUUUAUGUAAUUUUAUUUCAAGGCUUUGCUUAUUAGUCCCACUUUUCUGAACAUCACAGAUGGGUUUGGCAGAGAAUGAUUUCGUUGUGGUGGGUGGUGGCUUUUUUUUUUUUUUUUUUUUUUUUUUAAA